AUUAUUCAGGAAUGUUUGGGAAGGAAUUUUUAUGGAAUGUCACACGGAUCUCGUGCGCGUCUUGGCGCGCGUCCCUUUCACCCAAUUGGUCACCGCGAGAUCUCCUCGAGCGCGUCACGGAGCGUUUAAAGCCCCUCGCGAGCGCGCUUUCGCCCUCCAUUCAUUCAUUCAUUCAUUCAUUCAGCUGCCUGGCGAUGGUGUAGGAGUGACAGGCGGCAUGGCGGGGGUCACCGUCACUUCCAGCUGCCGCGACUGUUCCGCGUCCAAUUCCACUGCAAGCUCCGCGCAUCUGCGCCUCGACGAGGACGACGAACUUCUGAAAUACAUCUGGAGUGAAUACUUGCAUCCAAAGCAAUACGAGUGGGUCUUGAUAGUAGGAUACAUCAUUGUUUUCCUGUGCUCGCUGGUCGGAAACACAUUAGUUUGUUUUGCAGUAUGGAAAAACCAUCAUAUGCGCACAGUGACCAACUACUUCAUUGUGAACCUGUCCUUUGCUGAUAUCCUGGUCACCAUUACUUGCCUUCCUGCCAGUCUUGUAGUGGACAUCACAGAAACAUGGUUCUUUGGAGAUACGCUCUGUCGGAUCUUACCUUAUUUACAGACAAUCUCUGUGUCUGUGUCCGUGCUGACCCUCAGUUGCAUUGCCCAGGACCGAUGGUAUGCUAUCUGCCACCCUCUGAAGUUCAAGAGCACCGCCAAACGGGCCCGCAGGAGCAUCAUCCUGAUCUGGUUGGUGUCCUGCGUGAUCAUGAUUCCCCAGGCUAUUGUCAUGGAGUGUAACAGCCUCCUGCCUGAGCUGCUGCCUGAGCUCACCAACAAAACAGUUCUCUUUACUGUGUGUGACGAACACUGGGGAGAUGAGAUCUACCCCAAGGUCUACCACACCUGCUUCUUUAUUGUUACCUAUUUUGCCCCUUUGUGCCUGAUGGUCCUGGCAUACAUCCAGAUCUGUCAGAAACUCUGGUAUCAGCAGAUUCCAGGGACCUCAUCAGUGGUGCAGAGAAAGUGGAAAUCCCUGCAGUGUUCAGCUCAGACUGCAGGCCCUGGUGAGUCGGUCAAGGUCAGGACCAGUGCGGUGUCGGCUGAGAUCAAGCAAAUGAAAUCUCGGCGGAAAACGGCGCGCAUGCUGAUGGUGGUGCUCUUCGUCUUUGCCAUCUGUUAUCUGCCUAUUAGCAUCCUUAAUAUCAUGAAAAGAGUGUUUGGUGCUUUCAAGAAUACAAACAACAGAGAAACAGUGUAUGCCUGGUUCACCUUUUCCCACUGGCUUAUAUACGCUAACAGCGCGGCCAAUCCCAUCAUCUACAAUUUCCUCAGUGGUAAAUUUCGAGAGGAGUUCAAAGCAGCCUUUACCUGCCACUGUACAGGUCGAUGGGAAAAGAAGGAGAGGGUGAGGACCAAGAUGAGCACUGACAGCCACAAAUCCCUGUCCACACAAGUGAGUCAUUUCGACAAUGUCUCACGGAUCUCGGACCAGGUCAUGUAGCCCUGAUCUGCGAGGGUUAAUCUUCACAGCAUGCCACUUCACAACUGAUUUAUAGGAAAACGCAAAGACAGGGAGAUCUCAAAGGCUCAGACUUACACGAUUGAUAUGCACUGAAGGCUUUGACGAAGGCAUAUUUGCUUCAGAGUAUCACCCACAUAAAGGGAAAAUGACAUUCUGCCUCAAAUAAGAGCACAAGAACCACUGAAAUUACAUAUCCUUUUUCUUCCAAAGAUUGUUUAUCUCCAUGAUUAUGAUGCCUUUCAGACAGAAAGCACAGGGCAAUCUGGUGAUGGAGUCAUACUUUACACAUGCCAUUUUAUUCACAUCUCAUGAAGACAUUACCUUGCUAAAAAAAGCAAUAGUGUAUAUUUGAUAUUUUACAGUAUAACAUGCUUUAUAGUGCCAUGACUAUAUUGUUGAUAAUUUGCAAAAAUAUACCAUAAAACAGUCAGAAAUCUCACCAGUGAUUUAUAAUAAUUUAUAUCCUUGAUAGUGUUUUUAAAUUGCCACAAAUAAAUUCAUAAAAUAACAUCAGAAUUCCAUUUUAUUUCAGUGAGAUAAAAAUUGCUCUCUGCAUUGUGUGCAUUUGUUUAAUUUGAGAUUGCACUGGGACUGUUUUUAAGUCUUUGCACAAGCUUGUAUUAUUCGUCACUCUGCCUCGUAUGCUUGUCAUGUGAAAGAUAUUUGCUCCAGAUAAUAACUAUUUGCCAAGUUGCACAUGUAGGGAUCAGAGGGCAAUCAGAGAAAAGCUAGUGGCAGAUUCAAACAUCUUUGUUCUGCUUUGGUAGGCCUCUUAAAUAUGAAUGCUUUUAAAAGCAGGGCAUAGAAUUGCUUUUGUAAUAGUGCUUUGUUGUUGGCCUUUCUUUCAUGUGCUUGUUGAGUUCUUGCUGUUAUCUUUAAUGUAAAUGCACUCCUGUUGAACAACAACAGUAGCAAAAAAAAAAAAAAUGCAUACAUGUCAUUACUGCUCAUUUUUUAGCUGGUUUAAAUGUUUGAAUUUAAUUGGUGGUGUGUUGCUUUAAAUGCUUGUGGUGGAAAAUAAAUUGUUAAUAUUGGCAUCAAUGUAUAUCUACAUUUGUUUAUAUAGUUUAUUAUAUUUCAAAGGUCAUAUAAAGGUGCAAAAAUAAUUUUAUUUCUAUCUGAUGUAAAAGUAAUUCUACUUCUAUCUGAUGUUUUUUCUGUAUCCACAAAUAUACCCCCUGUGCAUACACAUUACAGAUUUUAUAUCAGAUAUAAUUGGUUGCAAAGUGGUUUGAUUAAAAUGUGCUUUCAAUA
Messenger RNA from Pangasianodon hypophthalmus (striped catfish), 2758 nucleotides. It is a transcript of the gene hcrtr2, whose product is annotated as hypocretin (orexin) receptor 2. NCBI's taxonomy places the organism in Eukaryota, Metazoa, Chordata, Actinopteri, Siluriformes, Pangasiidae. Gene Ontology annotation, cellular component: membrane. Gene Ontology annotation, molecular function: orexin receptor activity. Bases 32 to 1483 code for a protein of 483 amino acids. The transcript is spliced from 7 exons. The record is from RefSeq and is a predicted model, not a curated record. Gene Ontology annotation, biological process: feeding behavior; G protein-coupled receptor signaling pathway; circadian sleep/wake cycle process.